GCGCGGGGAAGGAUGGUCCCUCACAUCCAUUCAUUCCAUGGUAGAAAACAGUUACCAUCUUUUUUCCAACGAGAUUUACAGUAAUAAGCGCCAAAGAUUAAAAAAAAAAUAGUAUGGGCAGGUUUUCACGUAAAAAGUAUAAUGGGAUGGCUAUGCCCUUUAAGAAAACUGACGAUGAAAAACCAAAGAAGGAUACCAAUUACAUCAUACCUGCAAUUAUCGCCAUUUCUUCCUUCAUGUGCUACGCAAAUAGUUUAAACUGUGGUUUAGUCUUCGAUGAUCGACCAGCUAUCGUCGAAAACAUGGAUCUCAGACCCAAGACAGCUCUAUCUAAUCUACUUUUCAAUGAUUUUUGGGGCACACCGAUGCAUAAAGAAGAAAGUCACAAAUCAUAUCGUCCAUUAUGCGUGUUUACAUUUCGAUUGAACUAUUGGCUUCACGAACUCAAUCCUUUUGGAUACCAUUUUACAAAUGUUGCACUCCAUGUAGUUGUUUCCCUUCUUUAUCACAGGUUUUGUUGUGAAUUUUUAUCUAAAAGUGCAAGUUUUAUUGCUGCAAUGUUGUUUGGUCUUCAUCCAAUUCACACUGAGGCGGUGACUGGCGUCGUUGGCCGAGCAGAGCUCCUAUCAUCCAUAUUUUUCCUUCUAGCUUUUCGAUCAUAUUCUCGAUCGAGAUCCCCUUCAGGAGAAAACGAUUAUAGAUCACUGAUGUGUUGCAUUAUUUUUGUGGGCUUAGCCAUGCUCAGUAAAGAACAAGGUAUAACAACAGUUGCAGUGUGCGCAGCUUACGAUAUCCUGUUAAUUCAACAAGCUGUUCCUCCUCCACUGAUGCCAGAAAGAGCGCCAAAGGGCAAAAUCAAAGGUCCAACCCCUACUUGGAGAAAAGACUUAGUCCUCCGAUUACUCGUACUUGUAAUAGGCACGGCUGUUCUCUUAUAUGCGCGGAUGCAGAUCAUGGGAUCAAAGUUACCAGUUUUUAAUAAAUUCGACAAUCCAGCGGCAACUGAAAACUGGCCAACACGCCAUUUGACACACCACUAUUUAAUUCCACUGAAUACUUGGCUAUUACUCUAUCCAAUGAAUCUUUGUUGUGAUUGGACUAUGGGAACAAUACCACUAGUCGUGUCUUUCAUGGACUCAAGAGCCAUUGCCACUGUAUUCUUCUAUACUGUGAUAUGUAAACUAGUGUGGACAUGUUAUUGUUCAAAAAACCGAAUUUUUCCCAAACUAAUGUUGGGUGUUUCUAUGUGUAUAUUUCCUUUCGUACCUGCGUCAAAUCUUUUCUAUCCAGUGGGCUUUGUGAUAGCAGAAAGAGUUCUAUAUCUUCCAAGCAUGGGAUUCUGCUUUCUUGUUGCAUGUGGGUGGCAGAAUCUAUGUCUCAUUUAUCGAAAGCGUACAACUUUUCUGCAUGCUUGCAUCGUGAUACUAUUGUGCCUUAAUUUUAUCAAAACUGUGAUCAGAAAUUUGGAUUGGAAAGAUGAAGAGUCCCUAUUCAAAUCAGGAUUGCGUUUCACAAAAGCGAAUGCCAAACUUUACAAUAACUUGGGUCACGUAAUGGAAAGUAAAGGGGAACACGCAGAGGCUCUAGAACUGUUCCAACAAGCCGUUCGGAUUCAACCGGAUGAUAUUGGUUCUUAUUUAAAUUUAGGAAGAAUUUAUAAUACUCUAGGAAGCACAGAGAAAGCAGAACAAGCCUUUUGGCAGGCUAAGAAUCUGUUACCGAAGAAAACUCCUGGAAAGACAUACAAAGCACAUAUUGUUCCGAGUCAUUUGGAUUUAUUCCUGAAUUUGGGAAAUCUUCUUUCCAAAAAUACUUCUAGAUUAGAGGAAGCGCAAGAACUUUACAAAGAAGCAAUCAGUAUGAAGAGUGAUUACAUUGAUGCCUAUAUGCAGAGAGCUAGUGUUCUACUAAAACUUAACAGGUCUGAAGAAGCUCAGGAUAUGUACCACGAAGCCCUGAAGCACGAUAGGCUCAACCCAGAUCUAUUUUACAACAUAGGUGUCUUACUUUUGGAACAAGGAAAAUCAUUACAAGCAUUAGCGCGUUUUGAUCAGGCGUUGCAGAUAGACCCAGAGCAUGAGAAAUCUCUUUUGAAUUACGCCAUUCUUAUUCAAGAUUCCGGUGACUCGGAAUUAAGAAGAAUAGCGCAUGAAAGGUUAAAAGUUUUGCUGGACAAAGGUCAACAACCCGAAAGAACAUAUUUUAAUCUGGGAAUGCUGGCUAUGCAAGAUCGAGAUGCAGCAAAAGCUGAACUUUAUUUCAAGAGAGCUUUACAACUCAAAUCCGAUUUCGAUGCUGCACUCUUCAAUCUUGCUCUUAUCCUCUACGAAAAAGGACAACCUUUCGAAGCUCUAGCAUAUUUACAGAAACUGGACAAGAGACAUAUUAAAGGAUUGAUCUUGUUGGGAAACAUUUACUUCAACCAUCUCAAAAACUACACCGCUGCCUUACAAUGUUACAAACUCAUAUUGAAACAAGAUCCAAAUCACGUGCCGGCCAUGCAUAAUUUAUGUGCAGCGCAUUACCAGCUGGGGGAACUGGACGUUGCUGAAGAAUGUUUAUUGCACGUUUCAUCCUUAAAACCAGAAGAAUCUUAUGUCAAACAUCAUUUGCAAAUAGUCCAGGAACGAAAAGGGAAAAAAAUUCUGAACGAUAUUCGAACAACAGGAUCGAAUCCAGGAUUUUGCAAAGCUCCUGAUAUUGAGUGUCAUCCAAGCUCUGAAAACAACGGUUCGGGUCUACCCUUUUCCCAAAAAAGGAAAACUUUGACUGAAACUGACAAUGAAAAUUUAAAAUUGUGAUACUUUUACUGUAUAUUUUUUAAGAUUUAUCCUGAUACUAUUAAUUUAUAUGGUGUGCUUAAUGCUUCCUUAUGUUGUUUGCAAAUGUUUGUUGUAAAUUUCAUAUUUUGUAAAGGUGUCUUUUAAAACUUAUGAAUAAAAUCUAUUUCAUAAAAA
Parasteatoda tepidariorum (common house spider) is the source of this 2957-nucleotide messenger RNA. RefSeq names its product protein O-mannosyl-transferase Tmtc3. The record is from RefSeq and is a predicted model, not a curated record. Gene Ontology annotation, cellular component: endoplasmic reticulum. Lineage: Eukaryota; Metazoa; Arthropoda; Arachnida; Araneae; Theridiidae. Gene Ontology annotation, biological process: protein O-linked glycosylation via mannose. Gene Ontology annotation, molecular function: protein binding; mannosyltransferase activity.